AGGAGGAUCAGGAUCAUUCGACUACAGAAGAAAUAGAAUUAGGUAGAAUUCAAAAAGAGAUUUUUCCGUCAACAAGCGUUGAGGAAGUUGUUUGCGCCAAUUUUACAUCGCCAAAAGAUAUUAAUAUAAUAGUUGCACGUUCAUCUAUAUUACAAAUUUACAAAUUUGUUGAACGAAUUGAGAUUUCAGUAGAAGACGAGGAUAAUGACUUAAGUCAAGAAAUAGAAAAGGAGAAGGAUGAGACUUUUCUAUUAACACUCAAACCGGCUACAAAUCCGUCAUUCAUGACUGGCCAUCUUGAGCUUAUCUCACAAUAUAAGCUUCAUGGUAAUAUAACCUCUAUGGGAGUUGUGAGAACGAUUUCUUCGGGUGCAAAUGAUAUGGAUAGUCUGCUAUUAAGCUUUAAGGAUGCAAAGUUGUCGCUUUUGGAAUUCUCAUUAGCAACUAACAACAUCGUCACGGUAUCUAUCCAUUAUUACGAGAGGGAGGAAUAUAAGUUAGAGUUUCUAGCAAAUACGCGCCCAACCGAAUUAAGGGUGGAUCCAUCAAAUAGAUGUGCUAUAUUGAAUUUUUUUGGUGAUAAGCUAGCAAUUCUUCCUUUUCGUCAAGAAGAAGCUUUAAAUCUAGACGAAGAGGAAGUUGCAAGCAAGUGGCCUUACUUACCAAGUUUUGUCGUCGAACUGCCUUCCAUUCAACCACGAAUUAAAAAUGUCAUAGAUAUGAAAUUCUUGUAUGAUUAUUAUGAACCAACUUUAGCCAUACUUUUUGAAUCAUGUCAAACCUGGCCGGGUAAAAUGAGCACAAAUAAGGACACUUGUUCUCUUGUCGUUGUGUCACUAGACAUUUCACAAAAAGUAUAUCCAGUCAUAUAUUCAAUGGAUAAGUUACCACAUUCUUGUGUGAAAUUAAUUCCAAUUCAAAAACCUGUUGGUGGCAUCCUCAUUAUAACUGCGAACGCGAUAAUUCAUGUGGAUCAAAGUUCUCCAGGAAUUGGUAUUGCUGUUAACGGAUAUGCAAUGUCCACAACAGAUUUUCCACUUGAUCGUUCAUUCGAGCAUUUGGGUCUUGCUUUAGAAGGAUGUCAUUAUGUUUUCUUAGAUAAAGAUGAAAUUUUGAUUUUUUUGCGUAAUGGCGACAUGUACCUAGUAAAAUUGAUAAAGGAUGGAAGAUCGAUAUCUAGGAUUACAAUAGAAAAAGUUGGCACUAAUACGUUACCAUCAUGUGCUUGUCACGUAGCGCCUGGCUAUUUCUUUUUAGGAUCACGACUAGGCGAUUCACAUUUAGUUCAAUAUAAAGCUUCCAAAUCCAAUUAUAUGGCAAAUGGUGCUGUGAAUGGUUUUAGUAAUAUGUCGCGGAGAAAUACCUUUGAUUUUGAUGCUGAAUUAUAUGAAACUGAUACAAGUGGUACAAAUAUUGGAGGCAUAAGCAGCAAAAUAAGUACUAAAUUUCCAACGGCCUUUGAAUACAACUUUACUGUAUGCGACACACUUAUUAAUGUUGGACCAAUAGUGGAUUUGGCUUAUGGCGAAUUAGCGUUCUCUGAGGAAGAGUCUCAUUUACAUACUGUUCAUAAAGAAUUGGAGUUGGUUUCUUGUUCGGGUUCUGGAGCGGCUUCUUCGCUUUGUAUAUUCCACCGUAAUAUAAAUCCGAUAGUAUCAAGCUCUUUUCCAAUGACUGAUUGUUUAAAUAUGUGGACGGUAUCAUGCAAAGAUGUCAUAUAUCAAAAUAUGAAUAUCGAUACUGGUGAUGCAGAAGAAUCUUUUCACAAAUUCCUAUUCAUUUCAAAAAAAUAUAGGACAAUGGUUCUUGUCUGUGGUGAAGAACUACAGGAACUUGAGCAUUCUGAUUUUUAUACGGAUGGUCCGACAGUGGCCGUUGGAUCAGUGCUGAAUGGGUCACGUAUAUUACAAAUUUGUGGUCAUGGCCUUCGGCUUCUCGAUCAAGAUGGAAAACUUGUGCAAAUGAUACCAACUCAAGAUGAUUCUGAAACGAGCUCAAUUGUAUUUGCUAGCAUUGUUGAUCCAUAUAUAUUGCUAUUAUUUGACACUGGUGAUAUUAAGUUGUUAAAGGCUGAUGAUAAGUCAAAGAAUAUUGAUUUUUAUUCCCAGCCUUCGUCUAUUAAUGAUAUCCCUACUGCAUCGUGCCAUAUAUAUCGAGAUGAUACCGAUCUUUUUGCUCUUGUUAAGGACGUUACGCCGUUAGCAUCUCCAAUAGAUAGCAAGGCCAAAAAAACGGAUAAAACGCAACCAGAAAAGACAUCAAUUUUUCAAGAUGAUGAGUUAGACGAUUUGUAUGCUGAUGUAAGCGAAACUCCUGCCAACAUAGAAGAAAAUCCAAAUGUAGAAACUUCUAUGGAUGUUGAUAACGAUAAUGUUUAUGAAAAUCGACAAGAGAUCGGGGGUGAGGUAAAUGAACCAAAUCUAAGUGGUUUUGUUGAAAGUGUGAAAUCCGAAAGCUUUUGGUGCGUACUUUAUCGACAAGAUGGUUCUUUGGAG
Racocetra persica is the source of this 2495-nucleotide messenger RNA. Lineage: Eukaryota; Fungi; Glomeromycota; Glomeromycetes; Diversisporales; Gigasporaceae. The record is from the annotation of a GenBank genome assembly.